Molecule: messenger RNA, 3281 nt
Organism: Aricia agestis (brown argus)
Lineage: Eukaryota; Metazoa; Arthropoda; Insecta; Lepidoptera; Lycaenidae
Exons: 8
Coding region: 252-2483 (743 amino acids)
Source: RefSeq, a predicted model, not a curated record
CACUAGUGUAUUUUCUUGUGCUUUCAAAAGAAACAUUGUCCUGUUUAGAAUUUUACAAGUUUUACUUUGUUAAUAUCAAUUUUCACAAUCAAAAUUUAUAUUUGUGCUUCAAAUACACUAGAAAAAAGUCCAUAUCAUCACUGAACCUCAUUUUAUUUACUAAUUGCCUUUCAACUGCUUGUUUUAACGCCAAUGUCAGUAACCUUAAAUAGAGACGAUGCCGACAAAUUUUGGUUGCUAAUUUACUAGCUAUGGAUCCUCUCAAUGAUUCAACUGCGUCGAGAAAGUCUUCCAAAUGCGACGGUGAUCCAGAAAAGCCAGUGAAAGGUGGCAAAACUGCGAAGAGAACCGACGAUGACAGGGAUGAAAAUGUGUUUACAUGCAUGUCACAAGACACAAAUCCUUGUUUAUUAUCAAUGAACGGCCCUCAGGGGAAACUGCAUGCGACAAACCAAUCACACAAAAUCACAACCAACCAUACAAAUCAACACAAUAAUGUUACGCUAGAAACAUCUAAUAGGAAUGUCGAACAGAGUGUCGCAACAAGUAGUAAAUGUGAGGUAAACAAUCGGGAGAAGGUCACAGAGUCUAACUACGACAAACAGGCGUGCCAAAGGCAUAAAGUAUGCUUAGAUUCUUCUGGAAAUACUUACAAUGCGGACGGCCCUUCAACAAGUGGCAGCUCAAGACCUUGGUGCAACAUUCCAGACAGUAGUGUCAAAGAAAACAGAAAGAGACCUUCGACUUUGAAACUAAAUAGAUCUAACGUCGAUGAUGAUAGUUCGAGUGACACAGGGAAUGAUGACUACUCCCUCGGUUCAGAAGACGGUUGUAUAUACACAUAUAAAGGUGGAGAACACUUAGCAGAUCUACCCAGCUCGUUUUUUAGCUUAGACAUGGGUCUUCCGUUGGAUAAGCAUCUACCUGUCCCACUAAACUACCCAGUACAGCAGCAGCAGCAAAAUGCCAGAGACAACUCUCGAGCUUCGAGUCCAGACAUGGACUUCUUGGAAAUGGACUUUGAUCCUGGGCCAUCAUGUGAAGUUGACACUGGGGAUGAAUCAACGCCGGACGUUGAUAUGGAUCCAGCCAACUUGCCCGAAGAAAAUGAGCCUGUAAUCCGAGGCACUUCUCCGGAAUAUGUUCCAGUGGCCACACAUGCUUUGCCAUGUACGAGUAAGCAGAGCGAGGCGGAGUCACAUGACUUCUGUGUUCCAUCAUCUAGUAAAUAUGAAGAUAUGGGUCAUGGAGACCAUCCUACAAUCACAAGAUGUGAGACGUAUGGCCCGUACAUCACACAUAUUAAUGUGAGAGGUGAACACAUUCUAGUCAGGAGGACCAUGACUCAUUGGGUGUCCAGUACCCCAGCAGCUAUGCAUAUAUCAAGUGGGGACUUGAUAUCACCGAGAGAAAUAUUGAGUUAUGACGAGGAUCACAGUAAGGCGGCUCAUGCAUAUCAGAUAAACCAGGGAGAGAAGCCGACUUUUGAUUCUGUCAAUCUCUCCUCUACGCUGUUCCAUAUGACCAUGGCUAAGAAGUUGAUGGUUGAGAAUGCUAAACCUGAGUCGGAGUCAGAAGUACCAACUCAGGAGUCGGACGGAGCGGGCCGCUCGAACAUAACGUGCGUGGAGCCGCCGCGUUGCAUGGUGUGGUCGGAGCGCGAGGCGUGCGAGCGGCAGGUGACACAGAUCGGCACGUCAGCUUGCGGCGCCACCGCUGUUGUUAAUGUAUUUAUUGCACUUGGUAUACCUUGGAACGUGGACCGAAUUAAUGCUGCAGUUGGCACGAGGCAGAGAGCUAAUAAUGCCCCAAUACCCAGGUAUCUUCUCUCCCGGGCUGUUGCUGGUUGCACGGCUGCGGACCUGGUGUCCGGUAUACACAAGGCCUCGGACGGGCUGGUCACAGCGAGGUUCUUCCCCACAUACCCCGAGAGAGUUGUGUCGCUGUCUCAUUGGUUGGCUGAUUGGAUUUCACUCGGAGCGGUACCGAUCCUGACUUUAAACCUUCAAAUGGGAUGCGAGGGCGAGAUACCCGACGCGUGGCAUCACCAAAUGGUGUGGGGUGUGAGCCCCCGGGGGAUAUAUCUGUCCAACCCGGUCGAGUGUGUGAGCGAGACGGCGCUAUGGCCGCGGCUAGCAGCGCCCUCUACGUUGCUAGUGCGGACGCGCGAUGUUCUGUCUCGCUUCACGCCCGGCACGGAUCUAACGCCGCUUGCUGCGGUGCCCGAUCGACGAUUUCACACGUAUAACGUGCUUGGUCAAGUAGUAAACGCGAUUCGGGAAUGGCGUUCCACGGGUUCUAUGGAAACGGUGACGCGUACGCACUUACGUAUACCCGCGGCGUACCGGGCGGGCGUGACGCUGGCGGCGCUGACCGGCUCCGAGGCGCACCGGCGGCUAGUGCACGCACCGCAUCUGCCCGCGUUGGCGCCGCACGAUGAAGGUCGAAGCACACUGGAAGACAAUUUUAAAGACAAAAUUUAGAUGUGGAAGAUAAUAUAUUUUUGGUAAAUCGUGAAAAAGGUAAUACCACCGAAAUUAUACUCAUAGUGUAGGUUAAAAGAUACACGUUGGGUCGAAUUAACUAUGGUUAUUCUAACCUCCUUACUAAUAAAAAUGGAUGUUGCCAUCUUUAUCUGAUGUGCUAGGAAUGUAACUGGAAGGACAAAGAUAGCACGUGCCAUCAGAGAAAUCGAUUCGGAGGCAGAUGGCAGGCUUCGUUAUUUAGUCUGGUUAUGUCAAGUUAGUGUCAGACAUGAAUGACAUAAUCCGACCAAAUAACGUAGAAAGGCCGUAGAUUGCUUAUCUAAUCAGUUGUGUUUUAUUAGUAAGGGGAUAAAUCUUUACACUUGUCACAUCUAUUUAAAUAUUUAAGGGAACAAUCGCCCAAUCUAAGGGCCAAUAACAUAGCUCUCACCCGAUUUCGACCAAUCAGUUGACAGUUUUUCUUAGCUGUUAUUUAUAUUUGGUUCGACUUCCAAAAAGGAGACGGUUUAUGAAAAGCAUUUUUUGACGAAAAUUUUACUGUUUUAUGCUGAAUUUUAAACCUUUCUGUAUAUAGCUCGUACUUUUUAAAAGUAUAUAAAUGCAACAAUAUUCAAUAGCUAAUGUGCUACUGUAGCUAUGCCUUUAUAAUAUAUAUUUGUAUGCGUAUGUACUCGUUUAGUCUACGGCCAAAUAUUUAUUUUAUAAAAGGAGUCAAAUUCUAAAUUCGUCGUGUUAAGAGGCCGGGUACCAUCGUAAUACCGAAAUCAUUUUCUCAUACGAAAAUAUUUAACAUGU